This is a messenger RNA of Cricetulus griseus (Chinese hamster), 1617 nucleotides long. Lineage: Eukaryota; Metazoa; Chordata; Mammalia; Rodentia; Cricetidae. The record is from RefSeq and is a predicted model, not a curated record.
AUGGAUCCUAGCAGUCUGGCAUGGUUACUGUCCAAACCUGUAGGAAUAACUUCAGAAGCAUCUUCAUUGGGACAGGACAUGACUGUCAACCUCGAUGCCUCCAUGUCUACAUUUGCAACCCUGCCUGUUCUCCCACCUGCCCCCCAGCCAACACUCCAAUUAUUCUGGGAGCCCCCAGAACACCUCCUGACUGGAGGCAUCUCUCCCUGGAAUCCUCUAGUGUUAUCUGCCUUGCCUGGGAUGUCUUUGGUGGCAGAAGGUGGAAGUACGACUCUGGAUACAGCUGUACCUCUGAACAUUGUGCAAGUGGGGACACCAGGCAGGUCUGUACAGCCCAUGCCCAAUGCAAACAUUGUAGUCACAGAGGAGUCCCUCAAUUGUAAUGUCCCUGUGACCCAAGGCGGGGUUAUAGGGUGCCCUGCUUCACACUUCAUGACAGCAACUGAGGAAAAUUCCUUCAUAAAUGCUCAAAUUGCUUUGGCCUUCCAACCCCAAGAAGAAUUGUGGGUCCUGGGCUCUCACCCUCCCACAACACAGCCAGUUGUCCAGUUGGUUCCUGUCCGGUCCCCAGUAAACUCAGCACCACCUCCAAAAGGAGCAGUUGGAGAUAGUGGACCAGCCAAUGUUCAAAACAGCUUCCCAGAAAACUGCUUGUCCAAACAAGACAGUGUCUAUGGGAAUAUCCAGCGCUGGCAGCAUAUCAAGACUCUGGUCCAGCGGCACCUGUCCCAGACUCCAGAUGUGUCAGCUUUCUCCUGCUUCCUCAUUCCAGUGCUUCGGUCCCUGGCCCAGUGGAAUCCUACCAUGAAUGUGGAGGAGGGCCUGUGGAGGGGUCUGCAGGAAUGGCAGUGUACAAGCAACUAUGACCGGAUGAUCUUCUUUGAGAUGGCUGAAAAGUUUACAGAAUUUGAGAAUGCAGAAGAGAAGGAGAAUUCAAGGCUGGAGAUUGAGAAUUCAAGGCUAGAGAUGAUGAGAAGUAUCAAGAGCCAAGUUGUUACAUCCACAAGGCAAGAUCCUCAUAGGCCCCCAGCUCCUGAGGUGUUUGAAGAGCCAGCAUGCAACUCCAUGAAGACUUGUUCCAAGACUGACCCUGCCUGCCUCCAAGUACUCAGACACAGGCAAUUACAAAAGACUGAGUCACCCAUGGAGAUUCCACCUGAAGCCGUGCAGGAGUACAUGGAUAUUAUGGACUGGCUAGAGAGGCUUCCACAAGUGCACACAGGAGAGUCCACAGAAAAAGUGAAAGAGGAGAACAGUGAGCCGGAGCAGAAAGAAGAUGAUUUCUACUCAGCUUUUGGAGUCCUGAGUUACAUUGAUGAGCUGUGCUCCCAGAAACACUUGAGCUGCAGCUGUGGCCAUGGUCUCUCUGACUCUGCUAGUAUCCCCAAUCCGUUAUCUCCAAAGAAGAGGGACCUCAGUCCUGAUCCACCUUCAAAUGACAAGUCUAAGAAGCCAGCUCUUAUUGGAGGCUUGAAACCUAUGGCUACGAGGUCCAACUCAGGGCUUGGUCAUGGGAUAUUUGAAGGGCCACUCUCAGCCCUGGGACUCACUCACUCUUUGCAGGCACAGAAGAAGUUUGAAUCACUAAGUACCCGGAAGAGGAAGAGGAAGAAGUGA